This is a messenger RNA of Aspergillus eucalypticola CBS 122712, 349 nucleotides long. RefSeq lists its product as uncharacterized. NCBI's taxonomy places the organism in Eukaryota, Fungi, Ascomycota, Eurotiomycetes, Eurotiales, Aspergillaceae. The coding region runs from base 47 to 244 and encodes 65 amino acids. The record is from RefSeq and is a predicted model, not a curated record. The transcript has a single exon.
CUGCAGGGAGGUAGUGAUAAUACUGUCUGUUAAGUAUGAUCUAUGGAUGGAAUCGGAGGAGGCAGGAGAAGCGGGACUGGAUGGGGUACUGUAUAGGAUCGGAUCAGGCCAUACUGGCAUCGGGCAUGAGUGGAGUCAUGACCUAAAAGUAAUUGCAGUGGAGCCGGAGACCCACUCCGUUUACGGAAGGAUUAGGUUGACACUUAAUAUCGGAUGGGCUGAGAUACUCAUGAUUUACUCGUGAGACGGUCGCGUGGUGGUGGGAUUGUGUGUGGUAUAUUCAUGUUCGUGAUGUGUUUGGUAUACUAUAGGUACAUGACUCCAGCCUCAAAAGAGUAUACAUAGGUAG